Molecule: messenger RNA, 4227 nt
Organism: Anastrepha ludens (Mexican fruit fly)
Lineage: Eukaryota; Metazoa; Arthropoda; Insecta; Diptera; Tephritidae
Gene: dlt
Product: protein disks lost
Exons: 1
Coding region: 1-4227 (1408 amino acids)
Biological process (GO): chromatin organization
Cellular component (GO): nucleus
Source: RefSeq, a predicted model, not a curated record
AUGUGUUCACCGGAAGAUACAUUAAAGGCUCUGCUACUAGCUAGUCCAGAAAUGCUAAUACAUUCCCUCAAUGAUGUCACAGUUUCCAUGGAUUUCUUUCGCCACUGGUUUCUUCAACAAUUCAGCGAGCCGAAGGGAGAUGUCGCUUGCAGCUUGGAAAAUUUUGCUAUAUACUUCCUGAAUACCUUGCGACAACAAACUGACAACUAUCUCCGAUCUAAUGAGAAUGAACCAACCGUUCAAACAACAAUACGAACGGAGAAUACCAUCGGUGAUUUUUAUGGAUGUGGCAAAAAUUUAAAUGUGAAUGAUACACCCAAGCGCCAACCUUUAACAUACAGUCAGAACUCUGCGCCAUCUACACCAAAUUUUUCUUCUACACCUGAGCAAGUCGGCAAAGCUAAAGCACACUUUGAAAAUAGCCCAGUUGAGGAUCUGUCGGCACAUUUUCGAAACACAAACAAAAAUACUUCCUCGGCUAUUUCCACGCCUACGCAGUCGAUGGAUCGAAGCCUGAGAAAUAUUGUUCAGAGCGACUCAUCAACACCCAUCCGCCGCCACCAGAACAGCAACCGCCGAUCGGGAAAUAGCUCAAUAAUGCAAACAACGCCUCAUGGCGCUGAAAAGCCGAGCCGCAAUAACAGCACUUCAUCCAGCUUUUGUCUGGGGGACUUUAUGGUAAUCCAACAAAGCAACAACCGAUCGAGCCGAAAGAAAGCAUCCCACACACCAAUUACAAACGCUACUGCCGCAUCUUCUAGUGAAUCUGUAGCAAAUAGUAAACCCAAAAAAAGAGUAGUACCAACUACUAUAAGUAACCGAACCGUUGCAAGUGGUACUGGCGAAUUAAAGCUUUUUGGCUGCAGCAGUUCAUUCAGUAACGAAAAUAAUAUACUAAAACUUACAAAUGCUGAAAUUGAGGAUAAAAAUAAAUGUAGUAUUGUGGCUGCAAGAAAGUCACUGAAACUUAAUGCGAACGAUAUAAGUAAGGAAUUGGAAACUGCUUGUGUUGGAAAUGACGAGAAAAACUUGCGGGGGAUGAUUGAGCGAAAGCUACAAGAUGUUACAUGCAAAGUGGAAGAUGAGACAACAGAAGCUUCGGUUAGCAAGCAACUGCCUCCUGUAGAACUUGAUAAAAUAAAAAAUCACGCAUACAUUCAACGCUUAGCGGAUAUCUACGUAAUUUUAAUGGAUAUGAAUUUCGUAACGAACGUUCUUAGCGAAAUGGCAUUUAUGUUGAAUUUGUUGAACGCACAGGAAAGAACGGUGGAACCGAUUCAGAAUGACUCCAAGCCACCCAAUGCACAAUUAGAAAAGGAUAAAGAAUUAUCAAUGGGCAUACAUAUGCUAAACAAUGCUACAAACUGCAUUUACUUUGCAUUGUGUGUGCUGAAGCGCCAGCGGCACUUGUUUGCUCAUCUGGACAUCAAGAGUUUGGGAGUUGUCCUACACAAUGAGCGCGUUCAUAUUCUUGACAUGGACUUGAAGUCGUACCUGGAAUUCAUUUAUCAGCGCAAACAAUCGUUGCUGCUCGGGAAGUCUCACACAACUGACAUCUCUGCUCCAAACGAUCGCUCAUUUAAAAGCGUAUAUUAUCAAGAAGACAAAGACUCGAGACAGCAUUUCACAUCCAAUUAUGAGUUUGGCGCUUUUAAAACGCAAAGAGAUCUAUUUUAUAAAGUACUCAAGUUAUGGGAAGCACACCAUCUUAAUCCGAAUUGGAACUUCGCUCAAGAAUUGGCACCGAGAAUUCGUGAAAUAUUUAAACAGUCAGAGAAUCCAAUUAACAUGGCACACUUUUCUAAAUUGUUUGUCUCACAGCUCUUGAUAUCUGCAAGUGAUGCUGCCUCCCCUGAGGACAUUGGCUUAGAGGUUGAUGCGGAAAAGUUUAGUAAAUUGGCACAACGUCUCGUGGCACCUAGUAACUUCAGCGUCGACUAUCAAUUUCCGCGUAAUCAAGCAUUUUUUCGUGAUUUCAUCAGUGAAGCCAAAUCCAUACCAUUUUUUGAACAGUUGAAAAUGGCACUCUAUUCUCAACUGAUUGCCUUAAACAAUUCCACAUUUGAGCAAUUGAAUUUGAGUGACAACAGGGAUGCGGAUGAGUUCGAAACGGAAAAUGAUAAAAGCGAAAAUAGUGAAUUCAUAGUGCGUCCAGAGGUUCUGACGUCCAUGAUAAUUUUAGCGAAAUUUUUGGGCUUUGUAACAGCAUAUCCCUAUUGCCAGAACUUGUACACCUCUGCUAUAUCCGGCAACAUUGAAAAAAAACAGUUAAUAUUGCGCAGCUUAUUUCAGCCGCAUUUUAGUGUAUCCUAUCACCUUCUAGAUGCUAUUAAAGGCAAUAAAAUGCUUAUUACAUUACCUUGGCUGGUACAGUAUCUUGCAAUGUUGGACAAUGUUACGCUACAAAUGGAAGAUUUCGUCAAAACCACUCUCAUUCUAUUUUCAUUAUACACACAAAUCUGUUUCAAUUCGUCGCCUACAAAUUUAACGCCAACAUCUAUAUUCAUCCUGCGUUGCUGCUUAGGUUGGCUCUUUGAGACAAAACCUAUCAUGUCGGAAAGAUAUUUUAGAUAUAGAGCCUCCCAAACAGGCACUGAUAACAACAGUAACGAGAAAUAUUCGGAAUGCCAACAACUAACUGCAAGCAUGUUUCGUGCAGCCGAUUUUCGUUUUGCAAGUAUGAGCAACAUUGGUUCAAUGGAAAAAGAGAAAAACAUAAAUUUGGAGACAACACUGAACCCCAUACUUGAAUCUUUGCUUACUGUUGCUUGCCCGUUUCUGGCAGAAUUUCGUGUUGCUAUUAUGCCAAGCAAAUAUGCAACUACUAAAUAUGUGUCACGCACAGGCCGAUAUCGCCACAUAACUACACGCAUUGCAGAUUCACAACCUCCAGCAACCAAUUCACCAUCACACUCCGGAUAUCAAGCGAAUCCGAACAUCUUAAACUCGCAACAAUCUCUACAAAAUAAACUUAUUGAAGCAUUUCUUCAUUCUCAGAAUGUUUCUAUGAGACGACUCAUAGAGUUUGUAACCGAAAGAGUUUACAAGUCGGUUGUAAAGGACGUACAGCACAAAUAUAUACUGCCUUCAAAAGCUGCUGCGGACAAGCGUGUAAACGAGAUCACUUCGUCCAAUACUGAUGAAGUUUUUAGAAAAAUAUCCACCAUCUAUGAAAGCGCCUAUGCAGAUGCCCGACAACAGUGGGAAACUGGCUUACCAAAACGGGUGGAUCAACGUGUUACAACUGCUCUCAAAGCUCUGCUCCCAGAGGAAACAACUCCUGUCGUAAAAAGAACAUAUUCUCAAUUAAUACAAAAAAAUGCAAUGAAACGUAUUCAACAGUGGUUUCAAGAUAAUCUGCAACGAAAUAAUAUUUAUUGUGGCGAUCUUAACGAAAUCACGCAAAAAAUAUGCAAAGUAAACAAAAAGGAACAACAAGUGCCGUCGCUGUCGGAAUUAAAAAUAGUGCAGCUUAAACCCAGCGUAUCCGAUUUACUUGACGAACUACAGUACUGGCUCCAUUGCACUUCGACCCGCACUGAACUGGUAGCGACAGAACCUAAUUCCAUUAUAUCAUUCUUGCAGAGAAUACCCGAAGCGUUUGUGAAUACAUUGCCCAUAAUAUUUUACCGUCUAAUCGGAGGAGGCGUUGUGCAACUUAUACAACACCUAAUUAUUCAUAAACCAGAAUGCCUUACAACAGAACUCAUGAAAUCUUCUUGUAAAGUUUGGUUGCAUUCAAAUUUCGAAGUUCUCGGAAACACUGCUGAGCGAAGCAAAAAAAAUAAUAAGAGAAACGCGCAGCUUGAAAUAAACGAGAGUGAUGACGACAGCAAUAGUUCCAGCUUGGCAGAGUCACAAAAAACCCCUAGUAUUUACGACGGACUGGUCACAGUAGCAUUUAUCGAAACUUUGGGAGUAAAUAGUGAUCGUUUUGGAAAACUAAAAGACUUGUUAGUUUACAUGAUUGAGAUGCAAGUACUUACUUUAGACAAGGUUAAUGUGUUGUUUGUGCCAAUUUUCAAGGAGAAUUGGCCCGCCAAUGUGCUGAACGAAAUCUCAAAAACACUACAAUGCAUUGCUGAUGAGGCCAUCCAAAUUCGGAGAACAAAGAUUAGAGGCGCCGUUAACAAUGGUGACAGUAGUGAUGACGAAGCCAAAUCUCAUUUAUUUAUGGAAGUAUUGGCCGAUCUCUCGAGAGACACUGAUAAUUUAGGUUUUUAUUAA